CCUUGGCCAGAGUCCGGAGCAGCCGCCGCCCGAGCGCGCCGAGCUCAGUUCGCUGCCCGCGCCGGCUCCCAGCCCGGCCCGACCCCUACCCAGCCCGGCCAGGCUCCACACGCAGGUGCGGACGAUCGGGGCAGGGAUCGCUGGGGCGAGGGAAGGGCGGCAAGCGGCCGAGAGGCCGAUCCCCGCCGUCACGGGGCAGCAGCCACCAUGGAGGUGAUGAACCUGAUCGAACAACCCAUCAAGGUGACUGAGUGGCAACAGACAUACACCUAUGACUCUGGCAUCCACUCGGGGGCCAACACCUGUGUGCCCUCGGUCAGUAGCAAGGGCAUCAUGGAGGAGGAUGAGGCCUGCGGGCGCCAGUACACGCUCAAGAAGACCACCACCUACACUCAGGUGCCCCAGAGCCAAGGAGACCUGGAGUACCAGAUGUCCACGACGGCCAGAGCCAAGCGGGUGCGGGAGGCCAUGUGUCCUGGAGUGACAGGUGAAGACAGCUCACUGCUGCUGGCCACCCAGGUGGAGGGGCAGGCCACCAACCUGCAGCGGCUGGCCGAGCCGUCCCAGCUGCUCAAGUCAGCCAUCGUGCAUCUCAUCAACUACCAGGACGACGCCGAGCUGGCCACCCGGGCCCUGCCCGAACUCACCAAACUGCUCAACGAUGAGGACCCGGUGGUAGUGACCAAGGCAGCCAUGAUCGUGAACCAGCUGUCCAAGAAAGAGGCGUCGCGGCGGGCGCUGAUGGGCUCACCCCAGCUGGUGGCAGCCGUGGUGCGUACGAUGCAGAACACCAGUGACCUGGACACGGCCCGCUGCACCACGAGCAUCCUGCAUAACCUCUCCCACCACCGCGAGGGGCUCCUUGCCAUCUUCAAGUCAGGCGGCAUCCCUGCCCUGGUCCGCAUGCUCAGCUCCCCCGUGGAGUCGGUCCUGUUCUACGCCAUCACCACGCUGCACAACCUGCUGCUCUACCAGGAGGGCGCCAAGAUGGCGGUGCGCCUGGCCGACGGGCUGCAGAAGAUGGUGCCCCUGCUUAACAAGAACAACCCCAAGUUCCUGGCCAUCACCACCGACUGCCUGCAGCUCCUGGCCUACGGCAACCAGGAGAGCAAGCUCAUCAUCCUAGCCAACGGAGGACCCCAGGCCCUCGUGCAGAUCAUGCGCAACUACAGUUAUGAGAAGCUGCUCUGGACCACCAGCCGCGUGCUCAAGGUGCUGUCUGUGUGUCCCAGCAAUAAGCCCGCCAUUGUGGAGGCUGGUGGGAUGCAGGCCCUGGGCAAACACCUGACAAGCAACAGCCCCCGCCUCGUACAGAACUGCCUCUGGACCCUGCGUAAUCUCUCGGACGUGGCCACCAAACAGGAGGGCCUGGAGAGCGUGCUGAAGAUACUGGUGAACCAGCUGAGCGUGGAUGACGUCAAUGUCCUCACCUGCGCCACGGGCACGCUGUCCAACCUGACGUGCAACAACAGCAAGAACAAGACGCUGGUGACCCAGAACAGCGGCGUGGAGGCUCUCAUCCACGCCAUCCUGCGCGCCGGCGACAAGGACGACAUCACGGAGCCUGCGGUCUGCGCCCUGCGCCACCUCACCAGCCGUCACCCGGAGGCCGAGAUGGCCCAGAACUCCGUGCGCCUCAACUACGGCAUCCCGGCCAUCGUCAAGCUGCUCAACCAGCCCAACCAGUGGCCGCUGGUCAAGGCAACCAUCGGCCUGAUCAGGAAUCUGGCCCUGUGUCCAGCCAACCAUGCCCCUCUGCAGGAGGCGGCGGUCAUUCCCCGCCUCGUGCAGUUGCUGGUCAAGGCUCACCAGGAUGCCCAGCGCCAUGUGGCUGCAGGCACACAGCAGCCAUACACGGACGGCGUGAGGAUGGAGGAGAUUGUGGAGGGCUGUGCCGGAGCCCUGCACAUCCUCGCUCGGGACCCCAUGAACCGCAUGGAGAUCUUCCGACUGAACACCAUCCCCCUGUUUGUGCAGCUCCUGUACUCAUCAGUGGAGAACAUCCAGCGUGUAGCCGCCGGGGUGCUGUGCGAGCUGGCCCAGGACAAGGAGGCAGCUGAUGCCAUUGAUGCCGAGGGGGCCUCGUCCCCACUCAUGGAGUUACUGCACUCUCGCAACGAGGGCACAGCCACCUAUGCUGCCGCUGUCCUGUUCCGCAUCUCUGAGGACAAGAACCCAGAUUAUCGUAAGCGUGUGUCUGUGGAGCUCACCAACUCCCUCUUCAAGCAUGACCCAGCUGCCUGGGAGGCCGCCCAGAGCAUGAUCCCCAUCAAUGAACCCUACGCAGAUGACAUGGAUGCCACCUACCGCCCCAUGUACUCGAGUGACGUGCCCCUGGACCCUCUGGACAUGCACAUGGACAUGGACGGAGACUAUCCCAUCGACACCUACAGCGACGGCCUGAGGCCCCCCUACCCUGCGGCGGACCACAUGCUGGCCUAGCUGGCUCCUUUCCAGUGCGGUUCCUCAUCUGAGAGGCUCUCCGUGCAGGCGAUGGGGCGAGACAGAAAAGUGCCUGAGCCCAGGGGAGCGGGGCUGUGACUUCUCGCCGAACCCCACGCCUCCAGAGGUCCUCUGUAGCGUCUUUCUUGGGAUGGUGAUCUGCUCCUGCUUUUCUGUCCUGGGCCGUGGGUCCAGGGCCCAACACCCCCUCCCCACCUCUGUGGCCCCGGAACUAAAGCUUUAGACUCAAUCACCUGCUCUCUUCCCCCACCUGGCAAUCACCCCCCGACCCCCACUCCCACCCCCCAGCCCAGGCGGCUUGACUCCAGCAGCCUGGGCCCCACAGAGCUUUGGUUCCUCCCCCCGGGCCUGAUUUUCUCACCGAACUCCAGCCGACCGACUGUUCCGAGCCCCUGGGGUGUCCAGGACCCAGGUUCAAGGCCCCAAAUCCCAGAAUCCAAAGCUUGUCUUGAAAAGUUCAGGGACCGACAAGGAGAUGGGAUGGAGACGCGGAGAGUGAGUCCCCCACCCCAGGACACUGCCUGCUCCUCUCUCCGGGACCCUCAACCGGACCUGGCCCCUUCCUGGGAGCUCUGGGGACAGCUCCCUGGCACCCCAUCCCGCCCCGUCCCACCCACUCCACCGCCCUAGCUGACUCCUGAGAAGUGCUCUUGGCUGACCCCUCUGGUGUGCGGUGAGGGGCUUUCUCUUCCCCUUCCUGUUUCGAACCCACCACCACCUCCUGCACGUGGGUGUGGGGGGCUGGGGGAGGUCCCAGCGGAGAGUUUUAUUAUUAUCGCUUUAUGUUUUUGGUUA
Messenger RNA from Felis catus (domestic cat), 3258 nucleotides. RefSeq names its product junction plakoglobin (gene JUP). Gene Ontology annotation, molecular function: protein phosphatase binding; cadherin binding; transcription coactivator activity. Gene Ontology annotation, cellular component: adherens junction; catenin complex. The record is from RefSeq and is a predicted model, not a curated record. The transcript has 15 exons. Bases 208 to 2442 code for a protein of 744 amino acids. Lineage: Eukaryota; Metazoa; Chordata; Mammalia; Carnivora; Felidae. Gene Ontology annotation, biological process: positive regulation of transcription by RNA polymerase II; cell adhesion.